Messenger RNA from Rhineura floridana, 2748 nucleotides. It is a transcript of the gene RNF149, whose product is annotated as ring finger protein 149. The coding region runs from base 219 to 1454 and encodes 411 amino acids. The transcript has 7 exons. The record is from RefSeq and is a predicted model, not a curated record. Lineage: Eukaryota; Metazoa; Chordata; Lepidosauria; Squamata; Rhineuridae.
AGGGAGAGAGGGACAACCUCCGCUCGACCUCUUUGUCCCACUCUAAGCUGCGGCUGCUCAGCCAUUCGUCUGCCUGGAAGUUGGGCCGCCUCCCGGAAAAGGGGCGGGAACCUUGAGGUUGCUGCGUGCGGCUGCAAAACCGCGUUUUGUACAGGAAGGUUCAUUCGCUUAGUCUGCUGGUAUUGGGGCUGGCGGGCAUCCUUGUGCGUCCGGGAGCCAUGGUCUUGGUGCGUCGCGUAACGCUGCCGUUGUUGGUUGCGCUGGCGGCGGUGGGGUGUCCGCGGGUCGCCUGGUCUCUGGUGUGGUACACGGCUUGGGUGACCACGGUAUACACCGAGCCCGGCACCAACCGCACGAUGCGGAGCAGCACCGAGAGCGGCCGUUAUGGGGAAGGCUCGCCCAAGCAGAGCGCGCAAGGCCUGGUAGGCAUCCCCCGCGGCGGGACCGCCCGCCACAUGGAAGGCUGCGCUUCGGAUGUUGAGUACGAAAUCCCUAUGCCGCCCGGAACUUCCCGCGGCGGCCUGUCGAGAGACAAAGCAGCGGGGGUGUCUCGGUCCUGGAUCGCUUUGGUGACGCACGGGGGCUGCAGCUUGAAAGACAAAAUCGCCAACGCGGUGAGGAAGCGGGCGGCCGCCGUGGUGAUCUAUAACGAACCUGGGUUCGGCAACUCCACCCUCGCUAUGCCGUACAAUUACGGUACUGGUAAUACAGUUGUAAUUAUGGUUGGGUAUCUAAAAGGAAUGGAGAUCUUGGAGCCAGUGCGAAGAGGGAUUCCAGUGAGGAUGACGAUUGGUGUUGCUGGCAAGCAACAUGCACAAGAAUAUAUCAGGGGGCAGUCAGUUGUGUUUGUCUCAAUUGCAUUUAUCACCAUGAUGAUUAUAUCAUUAGCAUGGCUUAUAUUUUUUUAUAUGCAGCGCUUCCUCUAUCGUGGAUCACAGUUUAGAAACCAGGGCCACAGAGAAGAAACAAUGAAAGCAAUUGGCCAGCUGUCGCUGCAUAUUAUAAAGCAGGAAGAUAUGGGCUUGAAUGUUGGUGCUGAAAAUUGUGCAGUAUGCAUUGAAAACUAUAAACCAAAAGAUAUAGUUCGAAUCCUACCUUGCAAACAUGUCUUUCAUAGGCAUUGCAUUGAUCCCUGGUUGCUGGACCACAGAACAUGUCCAAUGUGUAAACUAGAUGUCAUCAAAGCUCUAGGAUAUUGGGGAGGACCUAAAGAUGAACUUGAAAUUGCAAUGCCUGAAUCAAUCAGUGGUAGCAUACUGGCUGGAAGCUGGAAUGUCGCUGUACAAGAAGAGGAGAGAAGUGAAACAAGUGACUUACCAGCAUCUUCUGCUAAUGAAUCUGCAUUAAAUAGUAACAGUUUAAAUGAGGAUGAUGGUGAAAGAAGAGCCUUACUUGAAAUGGAUGGCAGAAAUAGUCGACAUGAAGAACACCUGUCAAGUGGAAACACUCUGUGAAAGUUUGACUGCUUGAACUGGGAGCUAAAGAUUUAUUUUUAUUUAAAUGGUAUGGACUUGUGUCUAGCUUAAAUGCAUUACUUUUCUAAUUCAUGUUUGAAAAGGGCUAAUGACUACACAUUUUGUAAGAAAACACUCAUCUGACACAAAAUACAAUAAUUCUGGCAUGGGUUGUUGUUGUUUCUUUACCAGAAAUGAGACUGCUGAGAAAUGAGGCCAUUUCAUGGGAAACCAGAACAAAAAACAUCUGUAGGUACCUAGAAAACUGGCCUGUUUUUUUUAAAUCUUGUUUGGCACUUGUUGAGCUUGUUGCUCUUUUUUCUGGGGGGAUUUUCUUUUGCAACUCCUUUUGUAAGAAACAGCUUCCUUUCCUUUGGUUUUCUUGUCCUUUGGUUUGUAGGGAUACAAACCAAGUUAAGGAAGGGAACCUGUUUCUUGGUAAAAGAGAUGCAAAGAAAAAUCCCUCUGGAAAAAGAGCAACAAGUUCAAAAGUAGUUUCUGUGCCAGAGAGCUGUUUCAAAGAUCAGUACUGGCAGAAGUACAAAUUGCACAGGUUAACAGAUAAAUGAGGGUUUUAUCAACACUAAUUUAUUUUUUAAAAAUGGUGUUCUGAAUGCAUGGUAUAGAUCUCCAAAACAUCAGAGUAUUCCAAUGGUUGUGAGAACUUUUGCCACGUGCUUGCAGAAAAUAUAUUGGUGACUUCUUUAAUUUGCCUAUUAAUAAAUUUGAUGUUGUGCCACACAGUUGUUGCAGUUAGCAGGCAAAGUAUUAGUGCCUAGGACAGUGCAAAAGAGCUGCCUUCACUUGUGAAACACAAUUGUGUAGCAAUUGUUUAUGUUGUGCAUGGAGAGUAAUUUAACAUAAACUGUUAAAUAUUUCCUUUACCAUUGUUUCUUUGUAUGCUGCUGCUGGGUAUUUUGCUACCCAAAUUCAAUACUGAGAUGCUUGUAAAAGUUACUUAUGCAGAGGAUUUUUAGAUGCUCCCAAUUAGAAGUUUACUUAAGGUUGUUUUGUAUUACUGUGCUAGAUUAACAGUAUUGUGCCUUAUAGAGUAGUUUAAAACACUUAAGAUUGCAAUCCAGUACAUGUCUACUCAUAAGUAGCCUCCAUUGGAUCAAAUGGGACUUACUCCCAGGUAAAUGUGUACUGGAUUGCAGCCUAAACUUGAAGUGUGUGUACACACACACACGUACACACUUCACACACACAUACACAUUGUGUAUAUAUAUAUAUAUAUAUGUAUAUAUAUACAUAUAUAUAUAUACACACACACAUACAGUGCCUUGCAAAGGUG